AUUUGGAGAUGCAUUUGUAUUUCCCCGAUUCCACAGUGUUCGAUACUCGACGCGACCACUUCACCCUCCAUUCCAAGACUGGCAUUCUUUCACAGGGUACUUUCUGCGCAGGCGCAGGCACUCUCAUUCAGUACCGAGAAGUGCAGCGGUGAUCCUGAUGGUUAUAGUAUCUUGUUAACAUGGCUGACGGUGUUCUGCCACAAGCCUUCUCCCUCGUCGGAUGGACAUUUCUCCCUGCUUAUGCGACAUCCUUCCUACAGUCGGCGUACUAUCGUCUUACCAUCCCUGCCGGGCGACGACAUCCACAACGAGGAGAGCCUUUGUUCGCCUACCACAACCGCCGCAUUCGAAUCGUGGUCUUGUCCUUGUACCUCGUCUACACCUUGGCUCAGGCGCUAUACGAUGUCAAACUGUCAGGCGACUUCUACACCCUGCUCGGAGUGACGCCAUGGUCAACCGAGAGGGAGGUCAAAAGUCGGUUUAGGAGGCUGGCAUCCAAGUAUCACCCGGACAAACUUCAUGAGAAUGGACAAGCAUUUCCUGGCGCCGACGCAGUCUUCGUCCAGUUCAAGAUUGCUCACGAUACCAUUCUGGACCCUGCCAAACGCUUCGCCUAUGAUCGAUUCGGUCCGAUCAUCGUUCAAAGUCAUCAGCCAGGAUUGAAGACGAUCCGAGACUAUGUUUACGCUGGGUUGCGCUCAAAAGCUCCAGAAUAUGUGACGAGCGCAGCAAUGCUGGUCAUCUUGAACUACAUUUGGCUUCCCAGGUGGGGACAGUACUGGCGAUAUUUCGCGGUAGCAUGUAUGGCUUUUCUGGAGCUGUACUUUUUGACGCACAUCUGGCAGCCUCACAACCUGGUCAUGUUUUGGGCUUCUACGGCGCACAAGCUACUACCUCAGUUACUACCCCUACAUCUCCUGCCUUUCCAGAUUCUGGCCGUGGUAAGGCGGAUGUCCAUGUCUCUCAAUAUCUUUAUCUCACAAUUAGCUCCUCCUCAAGCGAGAAACCCAGAAUUGAAGAAUCAGCAGACGCAGCAGCAGAUUGCACAUUUGGCGCAGACAGCUGGCAGGUUGGACGCAGAGUCGGGCGCUCUGCUUCAAUUGGGGCUUAGUCCCUUCAGAGGCGAUGUCGAAAAGUCAGACACCUUGAAAACAGGGAUGAAAGAAGGUCUCCUCUCAACAACUCUGCGAAACAGUCCGCAAGUCAGAGAAGCAGUCCAGCGGGCACUGGAUAGAAGGAGACAGAGCCCGGUAGUGGUGCAAGAUGCAGGUUGAUUAAGGUCACUCUUGCCUGUCCCACAACGAGGACCUUGUGGAUUAAAACCCUUUCCAGAAUUAUAUUCGUUUGGCAUGCAAUCAAUCACAGGGUUCCAUCGACAAUAUCUUUAAAUUCUCUUUGUUUUGACCGUGCCUCCUUGUAUGCUUAUGAAACAGUGCCCAAGCUCUCAGUCCACGUGAGGGCCGGACUAGACAGGACUGAUUCUGGUAUGCCUGAAGGAGCCGACGAGAGACUUACAGCCAGUCGGCAAUGAUGACUCCAUAAUCUGUGUGA
Molecule: messenger RNA, 1551 nt
Organism: Exophiala viscosa
Lineage: Eukaryota; Fungi; Ascomycota; Eurotiomycetes; Chaetothyriales; Herpotrichiellaceae
Exons: 2
Coding region: 180-1274 (364 amino acids)
Cellular component (GO): endoplasmic reticulum
Molecular function (GO): protein-folding chaperone binding; misfolded protein binding
Source: RefSeq, a predicted model, not a curated record